Molecule: messenger RNA, 1801 nt
Organism: Humulus lupulus (European hop)
Lineage: Eukaryota; Viridiplantae; Streptophyta; Magnoliopsida; Rosales; Cannabaceae
Product: dimethylnonatriene synthase-like
Exons: 2
Coding region: 1-1551 (516 amino acids)
Biological process (GO): defense response to other organism
Molecular function (GO): monooxygenase activity; iron ion binding; oxidoreductase activity, acting on paired donors, with incorporation or reduction of molecular oxygen
Source: RefSeq, a predicted model, not a curated record
AUGGAUUUCUCUUCUGUUUUCCAAGCUUUAGUCUUCGUGUCUCUCUUAGGUUUUUUAGUUGACCAUCUUUCCAAAAAGUUCAACACUAACAGUGUCCCUAAACCAUCAGGGGCACUGCCAAUCAUAGGUCACCUCCAUCUUCUCAGUGGCCAUGUCCCAGUAGCUCGAAUCCUUGCAGCCAUGGCGGACAAGCACGGUCCAAUAUUCUCACUCCGGAUCGGCCAACACCAAGUCAUGGUGCUGAGUAGUUGGGAACUUGUUAAGGACUGCUUCACCACCAACGACAGAGCUUUCGCUAACAGACCAAGCAGCUUAGCAGUAGGGAAGCACAUAGGCUACGACAAUGCUUCUUUUGCGCUUUCCCCUUACGGCCAAUACUGGCGUGAAAUUCGAAAGUUCGUAGAUCUUCACCUUCUCUCGUCCCAUAAGGUAACAUCGCUACAACACGUCCGAGUCUCUGAGGUUGACUCGUUUAUCAAGAGUUUGUUCUGUUUUCCAACUCAAGAUCAUGGUCAUCCGGUGCCUCUCAGUGAGUAUUUCGAGCACUUUUCUUUGAAUCUAACCAUUAAGCUGAUAGCCGGAAAGCACUUUUCUGCUAGUGCUUACUUGGAGAAGAACAGCGAAGCGUGUCGUCUUAAGAAUGCCAUAAGAGAAGCUUCGCAUUUGAGCGGUCUGUUCGUGUGGUCGGAUGCGAUUCCAUGGCUCAAAUGUUUGGACAUUGGUGGCCACUUGAGCUCCAUGAAGAGGACUUUUCAAGAGAUUGAUUCGGUGCUAGCGAACUGGCUUCAGGAACAUAAUCAUAACAACACUACUGAUCAGGAGAGAGACCUCAUGGACAUUAUGUUGUCCACCCACCUUGCCGAGAAAGAUGCAAUGAUCAAAUCUGGUUACAACCGUGAUACUAUCAUCAAAGCCACGGCACUGAUUUUAAUCCUAACGGGGACCGAAAGCACAUCUUUGACACUGACAUGGAUGAUCUCUCUACUGUUGAACCACCCAAGUGUGCUGAAGACUGCCCAAGAAGAGUUAGACAACCAUGUAGGAAAAGAGAGAUGGGUGCAAGAAUCAGAUAUUCACAACCUCAAGUUCCUCCAAGCCAUUGUCAAGGAAACUCUUCGUUUGUACCCGUCAGGCUCCAUUAUCCCACGCGAGGCCACCCAAGAUUGUUACCUCGGCGGCCACCAUGUUCGGGCUGGCACUCGUUUGAUCAUCAACAUAUGGAAGUUGCAUAGGGACCCGCGCACGUGGCACGACCCUUUGGAGUUUCGACCCGAAAGGUUCUUGACCACGAAUGCUGAUAUGAGCUUCCGAGAUCAAUAUUUCGAGUACAUUCCUUUCAGCUCGGGUCGAAGAUCGUGCCCCGGCAUGGGACUGGGUUUGCUGGUGGUGCAGCUGGUGCUGGCUCGGUUGGUUCAAGGGUUUGACAUGAAAACCAAAGAUGAUUUGCCAGUGGAUAUGGAGGAAGAAUUGGGCAUUGCCUUACCUAAGCUUAAUCCACUUAAUCUCGUCCUAACUCCUCGGCUUUCAUCGCAGCUUUAUGAGUGUCUUUGAAGCAGUGUUUUUAGUGAAUAAAGUUCUAAGUUGAUGCUAUAAAAUUAUGAAUAAUUUAAUGUUGUUGAACUCACUAUAUUAAAGUGGUAUUCAACACCAUAUAUCCCUAUAAUGAUUCUCUUUAAUAUAAUUAUAAGACAUAUAGCUAGUCUGGUUCCAUAGCUGCUUUUUAAAAUACUCACACAGUGAUAUCAUGCAUGCAUUUUUCUUCUAAAGUGGAAGGAGUACUACCCUACUGCUUUUGUUGUUG